AUGCUUGACGUGAACCCCAAGUGUCUGAGAGACCCCGCCAAGGACUUCUCUGCUCGUUGCAACCCCAUCUAUGUCAGUAGGGUGGUCAGUGCCAUGGUAAGACUGGAGAUCUGACCCCCACUAGUAACAGCGACAACAUUAUUGAACCCCACUAGUAACAGCGACAACAUUAUUGAACCCCACUAGUAACAGCGACAACAUUAUUGAACCCCACUAGUAACAGCGACAACAUUAUUGAACCCCACUAGUAACAGCGACAAUAUUAUUGAACCCCACUAGUAACAGCGACAACAUUAUUGAACCCCACUAGUAACAGCGACAACAUUAUUGAACCCCACUAGUAACAGUAAACAGGGUUCCAUCCAAUCUUGUUAUGCGAGUAAAGUACAUGUCAGUUAAAACAUUUCAUGACAGUGCUGAUGGAAAAUGUGUCGGUAAACUUUCCAAAUGUUGACAAAACAAAAUACACUAGACAAGGUGGGAUCUUUUUGUGUCGGUAAAAUUAACUAUGAGAGAAAUGUUGGUGGAAAUGCUUUUAUGCGCAAAUAUUGAUUUAAUAACCAUCAUUUCGGAGUAAACAUGGAGUCACGUAAUGACAUGUUGUGUGGUCCUCCCACUACGACUCAUCGGGAAAGCAUGGAGUUUAUUAGGCUACAGAUGAAGAAAUGAAUGAUGAACUUCACAGGGUGGUGAAUGUGCAAGGUGAUAAGCUUGAUAUUUCUUUAUAAUAAAUAUCGAGGGCCUUAUUCUGGUAACAUGAUCCUCGAUGCUUGGCUGUCCUCGUUUGACAAAUAAAAAAUAAUCUCAUCAUGUAGGCUAAAGUGCAUUCGGAAAGUUUCAGACCCCUGGACUUUUUUCCCACAUUUUGUUACAUUACAGCCUUAUUCUAAAAUUGAUUAAAUAGUUUUUCACCUUAUCAAUCUACACACAAUACCCCAUAUGACAAAGCAAAAACACGUUUUUAGAAAUUUGAGCAAAUGUAUAUAUAAAAAAAAAAACGGAAAUAUCACAUUUACAUAAAUAUUCAGACCCUUUACUCAGUACUUUGUUAAAGCACCUUUGGCAGCGAUUACAGCCUGGAGUCUUCUUGCGUAUGAUGCUACAAGCUUGGCACACCUGUAUUAGGCGAGUUUCUCCCAUUCUUCUCUGCAGAUCCUCUCAAGCUCUGUCAGAUUGGAUGGGGAGUGUCGCUCCUCAGCUAUUUUCAGGUCUCUCCAGAGAACCUUUGCCCCAGUCUGAGGUCCUGAGCGCUCUGGAGCAGGUUUUCAUCAAGGAUCUUCUAUGUACUUUGCUCCUUUCAUCAUUCCCUCGAUCCUGACUAGUCUCCCUAGUCCCUGCCGCUGAAAAACAUUCCCACAGCAUGAUGCUGCCACCACCAUGCCAGGUUUCCUCCAGACGUGACGCUUGGCAUUCAGGCCAAAGAGUUCAAUCUUGGUUUCAUCAGACCAGAGAAUCUUGUUUCUCAUGGUCUGAGAGUCCUUUUGGUGCCUUUUGGCAAACUCCAAGCGGGCUGUCAUGUGCCUUUUACUGAGGACGGGCUUCCGUCUGGCCACUCUACCAUAAAGGCCUGAUUGGUGGAGUGCUGCAGACAUGGUUGUCCUUCUGGAAGGUUUUCACAUCUCCACAGAGGAACUCUGGAGCUCUGUCAGAGUGACCAUCAGGUUCUCGGUCACCUCCCUGACCAAGGCCCUUCUCCCCCGAUUGCUAAGUUUGGCCGGGCGACCAGCUCUAGGAAGAGUCUUGGUGGUUCCAAACUACUUCCAUUUAAGAAUGAUGGAGGCCACUGUGAUCUUGGGGACCUUCAAUGCUGCAGACAUUUUUUGUUACCUUUCCCCAAAUAUGUGCCUUGACACAAUCCUGUCUUGGAGCUCUAUGGACAAUUCCUUCAACCUCAUGGCUUGGUUUUUGCUCUGACAUGCACUGUCAACUGUGGGACCUUAUAUAGACAGGUGUGUGCCUUUCCAAAUCAUGUCCAAUCAAUCGAAUUUACCACAGGUGGACUCCCGUCAAGUUGUAUAAACAUCUCAAGGAUCAUCAAUGGAAACAGGAUGCAUCUGAGCUCAAUUUCAAGUCUCAUAGCUAAGGGUCUGAAUACUUAUGUAAAUAAGGUAUUUCUGUUUUUUAUUUGUAAUACAUUUGCAAAAAAAAUCUAAAACCCUGUUUUCACUUCGUCAUUAUGGGGUAUUGUGUGUAGAUUGAUUAAGAUUUUUAUUUAUUUAAUCCAUUUUAGAAUAAGGCUGUAACUUAACAAAAUGUGGAAAAAGUAAUUGGGUCUGAAUACUUUCCGAAUGCACCGUAUACCCGCAAUGUAUCUGCGAGCUGUGCCAAUACCAGAGUGGGAACAUUCGCUACAUAAAGAAUUUAACCGCAAAAGGUAUUUUUAUGUCCACUAUGUCAUCACCCCACAGCCUUUUAUCCGGAAAAAAAAAAAAAAAAGUAUAUUUAAUGGAAACACAUCUCUGGUGGGAAAAUGCACAUAUUGUUUUUAUGCAGAUUUUUGAAUAUUCGCAUGAAAAUCUGUCACCAAUUGGAUGGAAAUUCUAGCUAGUGACAACAUUAUUGAACCCCACUAGUAACAGUGACAACAUUAUUGAACCCCACUAGUAACACUGACAACAUUAUUGAACCCCACUAGUAACAGUGAUAACAUUAUUGAACCCCACUAGUAACACUGACAACAUUAUUGAACCCCACUAGUACACUGACACAUUAUUGAACCCCACUAGUAACACUGACAACAUUAUUGAACCCCACUAGUAACACUGACACAUUAUUGAACCCCACUAGUAACAGUGACAACAUUAUUGAACCCCACUAGUAACAGUGACAACGUUAUUGAACCCCACUAGUAGUACAACAUAUGAACCCCACUAGUAACAUACAACCUUAUUGCACCCCACUAGUACAGUGACAACAUUAUUGAAAACCCCAUAAGUAACACUGACAACAUUAUUGAACCCCCUAGUAACACUGACAACAUAUUGAAACCCCCCCACUAGUAACAGUGAUAACAUUAUGAACCCCACUAGUAACAGUGACAACGUUAUUGAACCCACUAGUAACAGUUCGCCACCGUUAUUGAACCCCACUGUAACAGUGACAACAUUAUUGAACCCCACUAGUAACAGUGCCAACAUUAUUGAACCCACUAGUACGUGACAACAUUAUUGAACCCCACUAGUACAGUGACAACAUUAUGACCCCACUAGUACAGUGACAUUCUUUCUCAUCAUAAGGUCAUAGUACUGUUGAACAUCAUAGAAAAUAACAUUGGUUCAUUUCUGGAACGUCAUCUAGCCCUGUUCACUAUAAAUGGGUCCAGUCAACUAGUAGUGUGUUGCACAUUAGGGACUGGUUUCCCGGACCCAGAUUAAACCUAGUCCUGGACUAAAAAUAACUUUCCACACUGAGCUUUUUAGUCCAAGGCUCAAUCUAGAUCCACGAAACCAACUACAUUUGAGAUAUUACAAAAACACAUUCACUCAGCCAAAUGACAGUUCUGAAAUUUAUAAUUUUAACAUUAUUUUCCUUGCCCAGAUCAACGCUAAUGAUGACAGAGGUGUCCUGUUGGGGCGGUGGGAUGGUCAAUACAAUGGUGGCGUGUCCCCCACUCACUGGAACGGCAGUGUGGAGGUACUAAGGAGGUGGCUCAACAAUGGAGGCAAUCCAGUCAAGUAUGGCCAGUGUUGGGUGUUCGCCGCUGUAAUGUGCACAGGUAGCCUAUCACUGUCCAAUCGCUCUUCAAUUCUUAUUUUAGUCAAUCAAUCAAUACAACAGUAUUUAAAUAGCGCUGACUGUACUGCAAGCGCUCAGACCCAGGGUUGUGAUUGGUUUUGAGAGGGAUGGCAAGAAUACCCACCAUCUGUGUCCGAUUCACCUCUGACCAUAGGAGAGAGGCUGGGUGUCAAUGCCUUGGAUGUCUUUAUUUAGUUAACCACUAUGCCUUCUAUGUGUUGUUUUUGUUAACCAGUAUGCCUGAAAUGUAUUUCCAUGUCAGUACUGAGGUGUUUGGGAAUCCCAUGUCGAGUGGUUACCAACUUCCAGUCAGCCCACGACACCGACAAAAACCUGACAAUUGACGACUUCUUCUCCGACAAUGGAGUCAGACCCAAACAGAGCCAAGACAGUGUAUGGUAAAUGCAACAUCAGGUCAUUGUGGCUACAGUAUGAAGAGUGAUGCCAAUAGCAUGAUGUUUUAAAGACUGGUGUUUCUGCUCAGGAACUACCAUGUGUGGGUGGAGGCCUGGAUGAGACGGCCCGAUCUCUCAGGAGACUCCUUAUAUGACGGCUGGCAGGCUGUGGACCCUACCCCUCAGGAGAAAAGCACUGGUAUGGUCUAACUUCCAUCUCAUCCACUAACAUACAUAAUAACACACUUCUGGAGUAUGUAUGUAUGUUGUGUUAUUGUGCAGAUGGUGCUGAGUUUGUGUCCUGGGUCUGGGAGACAUGAAGGGAACUCCCUGUUAUACACUCAUGUUGUUUUCCCUUCCUCUCCCCCAGGUGUUUACUGCUGCGGCCCUGCUCCAGUCAAGGCCAUACUGCAGGGUCACAUUGACCUCAAAUACGAUGUGCCCUUUGUCUUCGCCGAAGUCAACGCCGACCGUGUAACCUGGAUGGUGUUCGCUGACGGCUCCAAGAAAAAGAUCUUAACGGACACUGGGUCCGUAGGCCAGAACAUCAGCACAAAGGCAGUGGGCAGCGACAAGAGAGUGGACAUCACGGCCAACUAUAAAUAUGCAGAGGGUUGGUAUUGAAUGAACUGAGAGAGUCUGACUAUAUCUACAAAGGUUGACUUGUCAGAUGUUUUCUUUAAAAAACGUCCUGGAGGUUAAAUGUCAAAAGUCAGCCACUAGCUUUUUAGGACCAGUUCUGUAUGGAGUAACGCUAAGGCUGUCCAAUCUCCACCCUUUUAUACAUUUUGGCUGUUGAACUGUUAUCAAUUGAUUUCCGAAAUAAUGCAGCGUUACAAGGGUUAUGCCUAUCAUAAGGGUAGAAGCGUAUUUUAUGUCUUUGAGAGCUAGGGUUGGUCUGGGAAAUAGUUCUGUACUUUUUUAAGAGAUGAGUUAGAAAGGGGCUGUGUCCACCUGUCGCAAGACAUAAUUCUCCUAGGUGAGUGAGGGCAACUGCUUGAGUCACCAGCUACUCAUCCAAAAUGUCACCCAUUUAAAACAGGCACGAAAAAGGAGAGGACUGUGUACAAUAACGCAGCGAACAGAGUCAACAAUCUCGAAGACAAAGAGAAUUCAAACGGGAUCCUUGACCGCAAACCUUCUGAUGUUUCCAUGAAAAUCGUGGAGCUGACCAAGCCGCUCAGCGGCAAAGACAUCGACCUCAAGCUUGUACUGAACAGCGACGACCGUGAGACUCGGACACUAGUGAUCCAUGUCAACGUUCAGGCCAUGAGAUACACCGGCAUUCCAUCCUCCAAGAUACAGACCGAAUUGAAAGAACAGAAGCUCCGUCCCAACCAAGGUAGAGUGAAAAUGUUUCAAACUCUUUCCAUGAGUAGGCCUACAAGGCUGAACUAACAAAGGGGGGCAUUUACAUCACAGAACAAAGAGAACUGAAACACUUCUCAAAACCAAGAACACAUUGCAGCUAUUUACUUUCAUAAUUCUUUGUCAACAUCCUUGGUUUGACGCAUGCAUCAAUCUCAAUGAUUGAUUAUGUCACAAAGGUGGUGUAUUUCAGGAGUGCAUAUAGAUAGCAUUUACAGUUGAAGUCGGAAGUUUGCAUACACCUUAGCCAAAUACAUUUAAACUCAGUUUUUCACAAUUCCUGACAUUUAAUCCUAGUAAAAAUUCCCUGUCUUAGGUCAGUUAGGAUCACCACUUUAUUUCAAGAAUGUGAAAUGUCAGAAUAAUAGUAGAGAGAAUUAUUUAUUUCAGCUUUUAUUUCUUUCAUCACAUUCCCAGUGGGUCAGAAGUUUACAUACACUCAAUUAGUAUUUGGUAGCAUUGCCUUUAAAUUGCUUAACUUGGGUCAAACAUUUCGGGUAGUCUUCCACAAGCUUCCCACAAUAAGUUGGGUGAAUUUUGUCCCAUUCCUGCUGACAGAGCUGGUGUAACUGAGUCAGGUUUGUAGGCCUCCUUGCUCGCACACGCUUUUUCAGUUCUGCCCACAAAUGUUCUAUAGGAUUGAGGUCAGGGCUUUGUGAUGGCCACUCCAAUACCUUGACUUUGUUGUCCUUAAGCCAUUUUGCCACAACUUUGGAAGUAUGCUUGGGGUCAUUGUCCAUUUGGAAGACCCAUUUGCGACCAAGCUUUAACUUCCUGACUGAUGUAUUGAGAUAUUGCUUCAAUAUAUUCACAUCAUUUUCCUUCCUCAUGAUGCCAUCUAUUUUGUGAAGUGCACCAGUCCCUCCUGCAGCAAAGCACCCCCACAGCAUGAUGCUGCCACCCCCGUGCUUCACGGUUGGGAUGGUGUUCUUCGGCUUGCAAGUGUCCCCCUUUUUCCUCCAAACAUAACGAUGGUCAUUAUGGCCAAACCGUUCUAUUUUUGUUUAAUCAGACCAGAGGACAUUUCUCCAAAAAGUAUGAUCUUUGUCCCCAUGUGCAGUUGCAAACCGUAGUCUGGCUUUUUUAUGGCGGUUUUGGAGCAGUGGCUUCUUCCUUGCUGAGCGGCCUUUCAGGUUAUGUCGAUAUAGGACUCGUUUUACUGUGGAUAUAGAUACUUUUGUACCUGUUUCCUCCAGCAUCUUCACAAGGUCCUUUGCUGUUGUUCUGGGAUUGAUUUGCACUUUUCGCACCAAAGUAUGUUCAUCUCUAGGAGACAGAACUCGUCUCCUUCCUGAGCGGUAUGAUGGCUGCGUGGUCCCAUGGUGUUUAUACUUGUGUACUAUUGUUUGUAAAGAUGAACGUGGUACCUUCAGGCGUUUGGAAAUUGUUCCCAAGGAUGAACCAGACUUUUGGAGGUCUACAAUUGUUUUUCUGAGGUCUUGGCUGAUUUCUUUUGAUUUUCCCAUGAUGUCAAGCAAAGAGGCACUGAGUUUGAAGGUAGGCCUUGAAAUACAUCCACAGGUACACCUCCAAUUGACUCAAAUUAUGUCAAUUAGCCUAUCAGAAGCUUCUAAAGCCAUGACAUCAUUUUCUGGAAUUUUCCAAGCUGUUUAAAGGCACAGUCAACUGAGUGUAUGUAAACUUCUGACCCAAUGGAAUUGUGAUACCGUGAAUUAUAAGUGAAAUAAUCUGUCUGUAAACAAUUGUUGGAAAGAUUAACUUGUGUCAUACACAAAGUAGAUGUCCUAACUGACUUGCUAAAACUAUCGUUUGUUAACAAGAAAUUUGUGGAGUGGUUGAAAAACGAGUUUUAAUGACUCCAACCUAAGUGUAUGUAAACUUCCGACUUCAACUGUAACUGGUAAAUUUAACAAAGCUGUAAAGUCUCAUGUAUAGCUGUGUAGCAAAUCAACUGACACUAACUCUUAUGGCUGUCAGGUUGCUAACGUUGUACUGAGGACCUACAGAAUGUUAGGGUUCUAACGUUGUACUGAGGACACUACAGAAUGUUAGGGUUGCUAACGUUGUACUGAGGACACUACAGAAUGUUAGGGUUGCUAACGUUGUACUGAGGACCACAGAAUGUUUGGGUUGCUAACGUUGUACUGAGGACACCACAGAAUGUUAGGGUUGCUAACGUUGUACUGAGGACACCACAGAAUGUUUGGGUUGCUAACGUUGUACUGAGGACACCACAGAAUGUUCGCCUUUGUGAUACAUUGACAAUCAAAUGCAUUGUCUGUGUUGGCAGAUCUGAUUAUACCCAUCCACAUCCCCUUCUCUGUGUACGGUGAGAACAUGCGGGAGAGCAACAGCAUCAAGGUUUCGGCUGUGGUCACAGACAAGGACAACAGUGAUGCAGUGUACAUCACAGAGAAAGACAUUGUGCCAGAGAGCCCUUCACUCACCAUCAAAGUGAGUACUGUAUAUUCCCCAAAUUGUAAUUUCGCGCAUCUGUCAGAUCCUUAAGCCACUCCAAUAACCCACUUAGAACAGCUCAACUUUCUCUGAGUGACAUUCAUUGGGGUCAUUAUGGAACAAGCCCCAAGGCUCUUUACGUUACCAUUUCAAAUUUGUAGGUGGCAAACAUACUAGUAGCGAGAAUAGCAAUUUGCAAGGAAAAUAACGGUUGGCCUGUGAAUAAAGGUGAUGUGAAGAUGAAAAUCUAAAGUGUUGGACUGUCAUCUGAACAAUUGAUCUAUUCAAUACAAUGCCAAUAUCAGUAACAACCACUCAACUGGAGAUGGGGUUUAUUCAGUGUGAUAGUUCUAAUAUAAUAUACUAUCUAGCAGAUGCUUUUAUUCUGAUGUUUCUUCUCUUUUAGGCCAUUGGAUCUGAAUUGCAGUUAUAGUGACAUGAUGGCAGAGGUUGUGUUUGAGAACCCUCUAUCCAAGGGUCUAAGAGACUGCUCCAUCACAGUGACUGGCAGUGGCUUGCUGACAGAGACAAUGGAAGCCAGGUAGGCCUAUGUGACAUUUCUCUGCCGUCUUUACGAGCAAGGUUUCGGUUUGUCAUAAAACCUGAAUCCAUCCCACUGGGCAAAAACUGGUUGAAUCAACGUUGUUUCCAUGUAACUUCAACCAAAACAAUCAAUGUGAUGACGUUGAAUCAACAUGGAAAACUGAUUGGAUUUGCAAAAAGUAAACUUUUUAACCUUUUUGUUGAUUUCAAGUUGAAUUCACGUUAGUUGACAACUCAACCAAAUGUACACUACCGUUCAAAAGUUUAGGGUCACUUAGAAAUGUUAUUGUUUUCGAAAGAAAAGCAAUUUUUUGUCCAUGAAAAUAACAUCAAAUUGAUCAGAAAUACAGUGUAGACAUUGUUAAUGUUGUAAAUGGCUAUUGUAGCUGGAAAUGGCUGAUUUUUAAUGGAAUAUCUACAUAGGCGUACAGAGGCCCAUUAUCAGCAACAAUCAGUCCUGUGUUCCAAUGGCAUGUUGUGUUUGCUAAUUCAAGUUUAUCAUUUUAAAAGGCUAAUUGAUCAUUAGAAAACCCUUUUGCAAUUAUGUUAGCACAGCUGAAAACUGUUGUGCUGAUUAAAGAAGCAAUAAAACUGGCCUUCUUGAGACUAGUUGAGUAUCUGGAGCAUCAGCAAUUGUGCGUUCGAUUACAGGCUCAAAAUGGCCAGAAACAAAGAACUUUCUUCUGAAACUCAUCAGUCUAUUCUUGUUCUGAGAAAUGAAGGCUAUUCCAUGCGAGAAAUUGCCAAGAAACUGAAGAUCUUGUACAACGCUGUGUACUACUCCCUUCACAGAACAGCGCAAAGAAAAAGCCAUAUCUCAGACUGCCCAUCUUAAUCUUUUAUUAUUAUUAUCUGAGAUAUGGCUUUUUCUUUGCAACUCUGCCUAGAAGGUCAGUAUCCCGGAGUCGCCUCUUCACUGUUGACGUUGAGACUGGUGUUUUGCGGGUACUAUUUAAUGAAGCUGCCAGUUGAGGACCUGUGAGGCGCCUGUUUCUUAAACUAGACACUCUAAUGUAUUUGUCCUCUUGCUCAGUUGUGCACCGGUUUGCACUGUUCUGUGAAGGGAGUAGUACACAGCGUUGUACGAGAUCUUCAGUUUCUUGGCAAUUUCUCGCAUCGAAUAGCCUUCAUUUCUCAGAACAAGAAUAGACUGACGAGUUUCAGAAGAAAGUUCAUUUUGAGCCUGUAAUCGAACCCACAAUUGCUGAUGCUCCAGAUACUCAACUAGUCUCAAGAAGGCCAGUUUUAUUGCUUCUUUAAUCAGCACAACAGUUUUCAGCUGUGCUAACAUAAUUGCAAAAGGGUUUUCUAAUGAUCAAUUAGCCUUUUAAAAUGAUAAACUUGGAUUAGCAAACACAACGUGCCAUUGGAACACAGGACUGAUGGUUGCUGAUAAUGGGCCUCUGUACGCCUAUGUAGAUAUUCCAUAAAAAAUCUGCCGUUUUCAGCUACAUGAGCCAUUUACAACAUUAACAAUGUCUACACUGUAUUUCUAAUCAAUUUGAUGUUAUUUUAAUGGACAAAAAAAAAGCUUUUCUUUCUAAAACAAGGACAUUUCUAAGUGACCCCAAACUUUUGAACGGUAGUGUAAAUCAGAACUAGACGUUGAACUGACGUCUGUGCCCAGUGAGAUGUGUCCAGACUUGAAUCCUGGAUGUGGAUGGGGACCUAUGUGGAACCAGUUUUUGCCCAGUGGGAUGGAUUCAGGUUUUAUGACAAACCGAAACCUUGCUCGUAAAGAUGGCAAUUUAGCUCUUAAUCUCGGAAACCCAGAACAAAAAUUAUUCCGGUAAUUGUGUCAGAUGCUUGAUUAGGUUCUGAUGGAAGACUAGUGAAGUCACCACCCCCCUAAACAGAAACUCUCAGACCCCCUUCUGAAAACUUUCUGCUUGAAAUCCCCGCCCUAAAUAAUUUCUUGAAAUCCCCGCCCACACUUUCAGUACCACCUUCACCCAAUCCUGAUAUGUUCAGAUAUCUAGUGAGAAAACCAAAGCACCGGAACUAUGGUUCCUUUUUAGUUGUGGCAUCACAGUCUUUUGACAGAUGAUUCAAUACAAUUUAUGUUACGUAGUCUGUCCACGAGAGAUAAUUUAGCUCUUGGCUAAACUAGAAAGGACAUGCAUUUAUGGGCUGUUCAUGUGGUUAAAGCUGAGUUUUUCCAUCUGAAAUAUUUUACACUACCUUGUGUGUUGAAGUUUAGAGAUCUAAAGAUGCUUUGAGGUAUAAUUUAUUUCAUGUGUCUCCUCAGAAUUCCUUUCCUAAAACAAGGGCAACGGCUGCGUGUGAAGAUGCCCUUUACUCCAUACAGACCCGGUCCUAAGAAGCUAGUGGCCAACUUCAACUGUGACCAAUUCAGGAACAUUAAGGCAAGCUGCAAUGUGGACAUCCUACCUGUCACCAGUGCUGUCCCCCCACUGCCGUAG
Molecule: messenger RNA, 10882 nt
Organism: Coregonus sp. 'balchen'
Lineage: Eukaryota; Metazoa; Chordata; Actinopteri; Salmoniformes; Salmonidae
Source: the annotation of a GenBank genome assembly